AUGCAUUUUUAUACUGAAGUAAAAUCAUCAUUUAUCAUUGUUGCAUUUCUUGGUUAUAUUUUUUUUGAAUUAUAUCGAAAAGUUAAUCGAUAUUUAACACUGAGUAUUUGGAGUCAAUUUACGUUUACGGCACAAUGGUGGUCAAAAAGUGAUUGUGUAUUGUAUAUAAGCGCUGAUGAUCUUGAGAAAGUUCGUAAAGAACAUGCCAUUGUUAUAAUGAAUCAUAAAUAUGAUAUUGAUUGGCUUGCUGGUUGGAUUAUUUGUCAACGUCUUGGUAUAAUGCAAGGAUCAAAAAUAGUUGGUAAACAAUCUCUUAAAUUAUUACCUAUUAUUGGUUGGUGUUGGAUAUUUACGGAAUCAAUAUUUUUAAGACGUAUAUGGGAAAGUGAUCGUGAAACACUUGUUAAAGAUUUACGAAAAAUUCUUGAUAAUUAUCCAAAAAAUUGCUUUUUUAAUUUUUUACUUUUUUGUGAAGGUUUACCAGAACUUCAACAUCAUAUAUUACCACGCACAAAAGGUUUUACUUUAUUAUUACAAGGAGCAGUAGAUCGAAUUACAGGAAUAUAUGAUUUGACUGUUGGUUUUAAAAAGAGUGGAGCUAAACCGACACUUUUAAGCAUAAUAAAAGGUCGUUCUUGUCAAGCAGAAAUAUUUGUUAGACGUAUUCCACUUACUGAAAUUCCAAAAGAUACCAACGGAUGUAACAAUUGGGUUCAUAAAUUAUAUGCAGAAAAAGAUAUUAUAUAUGAUUAUUUUGCUCGUCGUGAUACAUUUGAAGGUUAUGAUUUAGCUCGUGCUGAGAUUCAACUAACUAUUGAUGUUCGAGCUAUGGUUGCCGUGACAGAAAUUGAACGUGGUUCGCAUUAUGGUGAGACACGAAAGAUUAUGCAUAUUUAUAAUGAAUUUAAAUCAUUAUUCAUUAUUGUUGCAUUUCUUGGUUAUAUUUUUUUAUUUAGUGGUUUAAUUAUUAAUUUUUUACAAUUAUGUUCUUGUGUAAUAUGGUCAUUCAAUAAAGAAUUAUAUCGAAAAAUUAAUCAUUAUUUAGCACUGGAUAUUUCGAGUCAAUUUACAUUCGCAACACAAUGGUGGUCAAAAAGUAAUUGUGUAUUGUAUAUCAAUCCUGAUGAUCUUGAAAAAAUUCAAAAAGAACAUGCCAUUGUUAUAAUGAAUCAUAAAUAUGAUAUUGAUUGGAUUGCUGGUUGGAUUAUUUGUCAACGUAUUGGUAUAAUGCAAGGAUCAAAAAUAAUUGGUAAACAAUCUCUUAAAUUAUUACCUAUUAUGGAUUUACGAAAAAUUCUUGAUAAUUAUCCAAAAAAUUGUUUUUUUAAUUUUUUACUUUUUUGUGAAGGUUUACCUGAACUUAAACAUCAUAUAUUAUCACGUACAAAAGGUUUUACUUUAUUAUUACAAGGAGCAGAAGAUCGAAUCACAGGAAUAUAUGAUUUGACUGUUGGUUUUAAAAAAAGUGGAGCUAAACCAACACUUUUAAGUAUAAUAAAAGGUCGUUCUUGUCAAGCAGAAAUAUUUGUUAGACGUAUUCCACUUUCGAAAAUUCCAAAAGAUACUAAUGAAUUUCGUGUUGAAAUUCAAAGUAAUUAUUAUGAUUUAUUAAUUGAACUUAGUUGGAUGAUAAUCAUUGAAAUAUCAUCAAUAUUUUAUCUUAUUAAAUUUCUUUGGACAAGUUCAUUUUUUGCUCAAUCAAUUUUUCUUAUUGUAGUUAUUCUUGAAUUAACUUUUCUAUAUUUAUGGUGGACUGAUUCUAAUGUAACAGUUUAUGUUGAUCCACAAGAUUUAAAAUAUCUUCAACAUGAAUAUUCCAUUAUACUUGUUAAUCAUCGAUAUGAAAUUGAUUGGCUUCUUGGAUUAGUAGUUGCACAAGAACUUGAUUUACUUGGAGCAAAAUUCGAAAAAAAUUUAAAAAUUGUUGGAAAAUGUUCACUUAGUUUAAUACCAAUUCUUGGUUGGUCAUGGUUUUUUUUUAAAUCAAUUUUUUUACGUCGUAUUUGGGAAAGUGAUAAGAAAAUAUUAGAACAUGAUAUUCAACAACUUCUUAAUGAUUAUCCAGAUAAUUAUUAUUUUAGUGUAGGUUGUUGGUUUUUUUGUUUUGGUUUAAUUGUGAACUUUGCUCAACUUCUGACAUACAUUUUUAUUUGGCCAUUUAAUAAACAAUUAUAUCGUCGAAUAAAUUAUUAUCUCGGAACAUUAUUAUGGAGUCAAUUAACUUUUCUCUAUUCAUGGUGGGCUGAUUCAAGUGUAACGGCUUAUGUCAAUCCACAAGAUUUAAAAGAUCUUCAACAUGAAUAUGCAAUUAUACUUGUUAAUCAUCGAUAUGAAAUUGAUUGGCUUGUUGGAUUAGUAGUUGCACAAAAAAUUGGUUUACUUGGAGGUUUAAAAAUUGUUGGAAAACGUUCACUUAGUUUACUACCAAUUCUUGGUUGGUCAUGGUUUUUUUCUGAAUCAAUUUUUUUACGUCGUAUUUGGGAAAGUGAUAAGAAAGUAUUAGAACAUGAUAUUCAACAACUUCUUAAUGGUUAUCCAGAUAAUUAUUAUUUUAGCUUUUUGAUGGCUUGUGAAGGUACCCGAUUCACAGAAAAAAAACGAUUAGAAAGUAUGAAAUAUGCACGAGAGAAAAAUUUACCAGAAUUAAAGUAUCAUAUAUUACCACGAACAAGAGGUUUUACAAUGAUUAUGCAAGGAGCAAAAGGAAAAAUACCAGGUGUUUAUAAUUUUAUGCUUGGCUUUUCAAAAGAUAGUGCUCUACCAACAUUUCGUACAUUGCUCAAAGGACAUGCUUGUAAAGCUCAACUUUAUAUCAAACGAGCUCCUACACCUCAAAUUCCAUAUGAAGAUGAUACAAAAUGUGGUGACUGGAUCCAGAAACUUUUCCAAGAAAAGGAUCGCAUCUAUGAACAUUUUGUUCAACAUGAUAAUUUUGAUGGUCUUGGUGUACCAGAAGUAUCUGUUGUUCAAAAUUAUUCUGAUCUUUUAAUUGAAAUUUUUUGGCUUGUUAUUAUUGGUAUUCCUUCUUUGAUUUGGUUUAUUAAAUUUAUCUUACAUAGUACAUUAUUUGGAAAAAUCAUUUUUACAUUGAUUAUUCUCACUGUUUAUGUUAUUCUACAAUUGAUGAUUAAUAUGUCGGUAAUUAAAAAUGAUGGCAAAGUAAAGAAGAACAAAUAG
Molecule: messenger RNA, 3177 nt
Organism: Rotaria sp. Silwood2
Lineage: Eukaryota; Metazoa; Rotifera; Eurotatoria; Philodinida; Philodinidae
Source: the annotation of a GenBank genome assembly